AUGACUUCAAAAAAGAAGCUUCAGGUCCCAUGGCUACCAGCACCUGUCUGGAAAGACUUUCCCAUGACCAAAGGUCUCGGACACCACCGAGCUCCAAUUGGAAUCAUUCUAGCAGCCAACCAAAAGUUAACAUGCGUCUUAGAGAGUAAAAGUCUAAAUCAAGCUCAAGUACGUCUCCUCAACGAUGAUCGUAAAACAGAAGGCAGGUUUGAUAUUAAAAGUUCCCAGCCAGGUCGAGCAGCAACAUUUGGCCUAGGAUCUGUGAGUGUUCCAUUCUUAGAAUGUGAGUACCUUAAGAAAAAUCCAGAAGAUAGUCGCACUGUACUUAUAGGGUAUCCAUCUGAUUCGAAAGUUCUUCCAAUUUACCAUUUUGGUGAUAAAGAGGAAGAUUUCUUUAAGCUCUGGGAUACUCAAGAUGCAGAAUUUGCUUACAUAGAAUCAGAUUAUUUCGGAUUUCUUAUUCCGAAAAUAGACAAGGAGGCUGCAAGGAAAUUACCCGAAGGCAGAAAUCUCAAUGAUUUAAUUAUUUUUUACGAUAAAAUCUUAACCACUUACAGUCAGUUGAUAGGAUUGUCAUUCGAAGAAACUGAUAUAGAUCAAAACGUACGAAACAGGUUUUUUCUGAAAGCUGACAAAAACGGAUUUGGUUUGGCAUAUUACGAUGCAUCGUAUACAGCUGUUAGGUCAGGAUCAGUUUCGUUCUGGUUGAAAAUAAGCCAUACGAAUUGGGGAGCGUUGCAUGAAAUUGGUCAUGGACACGAACUGCACAGACUAAAUGAUGAAUCGUUCUCCGUUGCUGAAACAUGGAAUAAUAUAUUAUGUUUUUUUUAUCAGACAAUUGUGUUUGGUAAUGAAAUGGUAACCAAAGGUUCGAAUUCAAAAAUAAUGAACCUUACUGCAAUACUCAAAAAAGGAACUGAAGUCAAAAGUUGGGAUUUAAUUCCAAAAUUAUCUUUUUUAACCCACAUGUUUUUUAAAGCUGGUCAGAAAUCUUUUUCACGUUUCAACCAACUUACUCGCCGAGAAUAUGCCGGCCAUUCUUAUUAUGCUAGUGGGACAUUAUUAGUGGAAAAACUGAUGCACUUUUUUGCAAUUGAUUUUGCCAUCGACGUGUAUCCGUUUAUGAAAUUGGUAAAAGCAGCAAUACAAGAGGAGCAACUAUUUGAACAUUACUAUGUUUUAUCUAGUAUAGCCUAUCCUCUGAACUACAUAAUAAGCGAUACCAAGAAGAUGACUUCUGUUAAAAACAGCCUUGGUUUACUGUACGAAACAAGUUUAGUUACUCCAUCAGAUUUGCGUUCAACUGAACUGAAAAAUGAUUUUACUGUUAACAUAGAUAACCAAAUAUUUAGUGAUUUAACAGGUGAUAUGCUGAAACUGAUGGACGGAUCUCGAACAGAAGCCGAGAAAAAAAUCCAGAGUCAAAGUAUUAUUUUUAAGGAUGUACCUAUAGGAGUAUACAAAAUUUUUGUUGAACCAAAUGCUAAGAAUAUAAAAUUCUUCUAUGGCGAGUUUUAUGCCAUAGUACACGCCAAUAAUCCGAAGAAGCUACUUCUUAGAGGAAAAGUAUUGAAAGAACCCUCACUUCCGCUUGACAAAAUCAAAUUUCUUGGACUUGCCGUGGAAGCGUUUGAACGUUUGUUCAGGAAAAGCAGCGUCGAUAAAAGUCUCAGAGAUCAAUACAAAGAUUGUUUGCCAUCCUCUUAG
Molecule: messenger RNA, 1707 nt
Organism: Parasteatoda tepidariorum (common house spider)
Lineage: Eukaryota; Metazoa; Arthropoda; Arachnida; Araneae; Theridiidae
Source: RefSeq, a predicted model, not a curated record